Molecule: messenger RNA, 1434 nt
Organism: Nelumbo nucifera (sacred lotus)
Lineage: Eukaryota; Viridiplantae; Streptophyta; Magnoliopsida; Proteales; Nelumbonaceae
Source: RefSeq, a predicted model, not a curated record
GAGGAUAUAACCAAAUUUAGGACGAAAGCUCUUGUUAUUAACUACAUACCCACCCGCCAUGAAUCCCCUAUAGACACCCCCAAUCACAGUUUUGUCUAUAUAAAACAGAAACAAGUUCGCCAUGACCACCCUUCAGAUUUCAAGAAUUAACGUUCCAGUGUUCAACGGCUUAUCCGGUGAUAUUAGCAAGAAGAGAAGCUCCUUUGGGCUUAGAUUCCUUCAACCCAUCAACUGUUGUUCUCAAUCAAGAAGAAAAGUCGGUUAUUUCCAGGAGAAUGCAUUCAGAUGGAGGGCUUCUGUGGAGAGAUGGUCUUUGUUUGGGGAGAGCGCAGGGAAAGAUGAGAUUUUCAUGAAAGAGAAGAAGGGGAGGAAGAAGAGGGAUGUUUUAGUUAAAGUUAACCAGGGCUUUGGAUUUAAUGGUGGUGGGGGCGGAAGAGAUAACAGCAACACUGUGAGGGUUUUGGGUAAUCUUGCUUUGGCUAUUGGAUUAACUUAUCUUUCAAUGACAGGGCAGCUUGGUUGGGUUUUGGAUGCAAUUGUUUCGAUAUGGCUUCUUGCAGUGCUGCUGCCAAUUGUGGGGUUGGGUGCUUUCCUCUGGUGGGCAGGACGAGAUAUAAUUCAAGGCAGCUGCCCUAACUGUGGGAAUGAUUUUCAGAUUUUCAGAUCUUCUCUAAAGGAUGGUUUGCAGCUCUGCCCCUUCUGUACCCAACCUUUCUCUGUGGAGGGCAAUGAGUUCGUUAAAGAACCUACCAAGUUCUCUUCAAACCAGUCUAGGACAUUUGGACAAGCAUUCAAUGGUUUCUCCCCCCGCUCAAAGAAAGGAAAAGACUCUUCUGUAACAGUUGUAGACAUAGAAGCUGAAGUGAAGGAUGUGGAUUGAUGAGCUGAUGGCUAUUGUUCAUGUUAAUUUUACCUGGUGACUUUUAAGGUGAGCUGAACUGGAUUGCAGCGGGAACUGCUAUAUGAGCUUCUAAAAGCAUUUUGUUCACAAGCAAUGGUAGCUUUGGCAUCAAACGUGAGCACUUUUUGCAUACAAGUUGUAUAUCCUUUACUGCAUGCUUCUUCAAAAUACCGAAUAGGUCUCACAAUUCAGUACAAGAGUUCAGGAACAAGGGUUUCUUGUUCUCCCAUGUGUGUUUAUAGUAUUUUGUUGAUAUAUAGUUCCUCAUCUGUUUUCUCUAACUUCAUGUUUUUUUUUCCCUCCAUUGGUUUAAGUUGGCAUGAACAUAUAAAUAGAAAAUAGAUCCUGAUUGCGUGUUCUGAUGGUUGGGUCUAAUAAUAGACGAGAACUUAACUGUCAUGGUAACUAAUUAACCAUGUUAACUUUGUAUCUGGCUUCUGCAUUUGAUUUUUGAAGCCACUUCUGCUCUGUUGAUUUUGGGUAAAACCCGAGAAAGGAUUAUCUGUCUUGUAUUAACGUAUGGAAUUUGUUGA